This is a messenger RNA of Phytomonas sp. EM1, 1065 nucleotides long. The record is from the annotation of a GenBank genome assembly. NCBI's taxonomy places the organism in Eukaryota, Euglenozoa, Kinetoplastea, Trypanosomatida, Trypanosomatidae.
AUGCAGCAGCUGAGUCGAAGACAUGCGGAGUCGGAAAUCGAGAAGGACGCCGCUGCUGCGGAUGUCAGCGAGGAGGCCUUCGAGGCUGCCGCGGAGGUGGGACCGCUUCUUUGUGAGAUUGACCGCCUCACCGAGCAAGGCAUCGGCGCGGCGGAUAUCGCGAAACUAAAACAGGCCGGCAUCUACACCGUCCCUGGGAUCCAAAUGCAAUGCAAAAAAGAUCUCGUGCUUAUUAAAGGGCUGUCCGAAUCUAAAAUUGACAAGAUCAUCGACGCCGCGCGGAAGCUGGUUGAUUCUGGCUUCAUCACAGGCACCGAGUGCUUGCAGCAGCGGGCGCUGGUGGUGCACAUCACGACGGGCAGCUCUGCGCUCGAUCAGCUUCUCGCGGGCGGCAUCGAAAGCCGCUCCAUCACGGAGGCUUUUGGGGAGUUUCGUACCGGGAAAACGCAGAUCGCGCACACCUUAUGCGUUACUUGUCAGCUCCCCACUCGGAUGGGGGGUGGGAACGGCAAGGCGGUGUACGUCGACACCGAGGGGACUUUCCGACCGGAGCGGAUCCGCCCGAUCGCGGCGCGUUUCGGCCUCGAUCCGGAUGCGAUUCUCGACAACAUCCUCGUCGCCCGCGCGUACACGCACGAGCAUCAGUUUCACUUGCUUUCCAUGGUCGCCGCGAAGAUGGCGGAGGAGCCGUUUAGCCUCCUUGUCGUGGAUAGCAUCACCGGGCUCUUUCGCGUCGAUUUCAGCGGCCGCGGCGAGCUGGCGGAGCGUCAGCAGAAGCUCGGUCGGAUGAUGAGCCAGCUGUUAAAAAUCGCCGAGGAGUUCAACGUGGCGGUGUACAUCACGAACCAGGUCGUCUCGGAUCCCGGAGGCGCUUCCAUGUUUGUGGCCGAUCCAAAGAAGCCAAUAGGGGGCCAUGUGCUCGCGCACGCCUCGACAACGCGACUUUCACUUCGAAAAGGACGUGGCGACCAACGGAUCUGCAAAAUUUACGAUAGUCCAUCCUUGCCAGAGCUGGAAUGCACCUAUAGCAUCUCCGAUCAAGGUAUCAUUGAUGUUCUUGAAUAG